Pipistrellus nathusii (Nathusius's pipistrelle) is the source of this 1125-nucleotide messenger RNA. NCBI's taxonomy places the organism in Eukaryota, Metazoa, Chordata, Mammalia, Chiroptera, Vespertilionidae. The record is from the annotation of a GenBank genome assembly.
AUGGCAGACUCCGGCCCGGAGUCCGGCGGGAGGAGGCAGCAGUUCGGGGGCCGCUUGCUGAGCGAUCCGGCGCGGGUCUUCCACCACAAUGCCUGGGACAACGUGGAGUGGUCGGCGGAGCAGGCCGCGGCGGCCGAGAGGAAAGUCCGGGAGAACAGCACCCAGCGCGUUUGCCCGAAGAAGCAAGUUGAUUAUGAGACCAAUGCCCACAAAUAUUGGAAUGACUUCUACAAAAUCCAUGAAAAUGGAUUUUUCAAGGACAGGCAUUGGCUUUUCACUGAAUUCCCAGAGCUGGCACCUAGUCAGAACCAAAAUCACUUGAUGGAUUGGCUCUCAGGGAAGAAGAGCGAAGUGCCUGAAUGUAGGAGCAAUGCAGGUGGACCUGGUUUAAUAAUAGAAGAACAGCACAAGUGCUCUUCAAACAGCCUGGGGCAUAAAGCACAGACUCUUCCUGUGGAAGAGAAGGUAACUCAGAAACUCAGCCACUUGGAAAUCUGUGCUGAUGAGUUUCCUGGAUCCUCAGCCACCUACCGAAUACUCGAGGUUGGUUGUGGUGUGGGAAACACAGUUUUUCCAAUUUUAGAAACCAACAAUGACCCAAGACUCUUUGUUUACUGUUGUGAUUUUUCUUCCACAGCUAUACAGCUGGUCCAGGCAAAUUCAGCGUUUGAUGCAGCUAGGUGUUUUGCCUUUGUUCAUGAUUUGUGUGAUGAAGAUAAGAGUUAUCCGAUUCCCCGGGAGAGUCUUGAUAUCAUCAUCCUUAUAUUUGUUCUUUCAGCGAUUGUCCCAGACAAAAUGCAGAAUGCUAUCACUAGGCUGAGCAGGCUUUUGAAGCCUGGAGGGAUGAUGCUUCUGCGAGAUUAUGGCCGCCAUGACAUGGCUCAGCUUCGGUUUAAAAAAGGUCAGUGUCUGUCUGAAAAUUUCUAUGUGAGAGGUGAUGGCACCAGAGUUUACUUCUUCACCCAAGAUGAACUGGACACACUUUUCACAACUGCUGGACUGGAAAAGGUUCAGAACCUGGUGGACCGUCGAUUGCAAGUGAACCGAGGGAAACAGCUGACAAUGUACCGAGUUUGGAUUCAGUGCAAAUACCGCAAACCUCUUCUGGCCAACACUGGCUCCUGA